AUGGUAGAUACUUCAAAAAUACAUGGACAUGGAAAUGAAAAAGGUAAGAAAAAUAAUGGAAAACAUAAAAAAAAUAGAUUAUUUGGCAAAACAUCACCUACAAAUACAAAUGAUUUAACAUUUGAUAAAGAAAAAAUAAAUGCUAAAAAAAGAAAAAAAAUGAAAGGAAUUUUAAUUUUAAAAACAGCUAAUGAAUUUGAAGGAAAUUCAACUUUAACUCCAGUUCAUAAGAUAUGUCACAAAAGUAAAUCAUUAGAUUUAGUUGUUACUAGAGAAAAAAAUAAUGAAAAUAGUGAAACUAAUAAAUCUUCAAAGAAAAAAAGAAAAAAUAAUAAAGGAGGUAAUAAAGAAGAGUAUUCUGAUAAAGAUGACAAAGUUCAUGAUGCUGUUGAUAAUGAUGGAAAUCCAAAAUAUGCCAGAUUAAUUGAUUUUAAUGAUGAAGAGUUACUUAAUAGUGAUAAAGUUGAGGAAAAAAGUAGGAAUAAAUCAAAAUCAACAACCAGUAAAAAAGCAACACAAGAAAAAAGUGAUAGUUAUAUUAAACAUAAUAAAGAUUUAAUUUAUUAUUCACCUAUUAAAGGUAAUGUAAAAAAUAUAAAAAAUACAAUAACAUUAGGUCUACAUAUACGAUCAACAGAAAAUGAAAAAAAAUAUAGAAAACAAAUUGAAGAAUGGAAAGGUCCUGUAAUUUUAAGUGUUUUUAUGGAAUCAAAAGAUAUAAAAUCUAAUUCUUCAUAUUGUGCCUAUUGUAGAAUAAAUUCAAUUACCAAAUCUAAAAAAAAAAUAUGGGCAUAUUUUAUUUAUAGUACUGAGAUGAGUAAUACUACUCAGUCAGAAUUAAAAGGAUAUUUAAAAGAUUUCAACUGUAAUGAAUGGGAUAAAUUAAUUGAAGUAUGUAAUCCAUCAUCAACAUCAUUAGGAAUAAAAAUUAAAGAAGCAAUUAACUAUCCUAUUAAUGCUAUGAGAAAUAUUAUAUAUAAAGAAACAAAGUCUAAUUAUGUUGUACUUUCAGAAUCAGAUCAAUAUUUUAGUUAUAAUUUUUAUGAUAAAGUUUUAAAAAUAGCUAAAAAAAAAUUAACAAAAAAGAGUAAAAAUGCAUUAAUUUUUAGAUCUUUUGAAAUUAAUCAUUCAACCAACUAUGUAAUUAAAAAUAAAAAGCAAUUAAAUGAAUUAAUUAAUAAUGGACAUGCAUCAGAAUUUGAACAAAUAAAUAUUUCUAUUGAUGAUAAAACUUUAAAAUUAGAAGAGUGGUUGAAAAGUCCUGAAAAAAAAGAACCAUCAAUUCAGUAUGAACAACCAUAUAAUAAUGGAUAUUGGGAACCACAAAUAAUAACAAGAAAAGAUAUUCCACUUUAUGAAGAAACAUUUCCAUAUCCUUUAGAUGUAACUACAGAACAUAGAAGAGAGAUGUGUAGAGCGGGAUAUCAUUUUUUAAUAUUAAAUGAUGUUUUUGCCUACCAUCAAAUGGAUGAAAGAACAUCAGAAAACAUUUUAUUUGUAGCAUCCGUUGUCCAGGGUGCAAGAAUAGAUUUAGUCAAAGCUCAGUCAAUGUUUUAUAAAAAAUUAAAUAAUUUAUAUCCAGAAACUAAAGAUAAGUGUUUCGUUUAA
This is a messenger RNA of Strongyloides ratti, 1608 nucleotides long. RefSeq names its product N-acetyllactosaminide beta-1,3-N-acetylglucosaminyltransferase. NCBI's taxonomy places the organism in Eukaryota, Metazoa, Nematoda, Chromadorea, Rhabditida, Strongyloididae. The record is from RefSeq and is a predicted model, not a curated record. The coding region runs from base 1 to 1608 and encodes 535 amino acids. The transcript has 3 exons.